Schizosaccharomyces japonicus yFS275 is the source of this 3215-nucleotide messenger RNA. RefSeq names its product HAL protein kinase Oca2. The record is from RefSeq and is a predicted model, not a curated record. Gene Ontology annotation, biological process: regulation of nitrogen utilization. Gene Ontology annotation, molecular function: kinase activity; transferase activity; protein kinase activity. The coding region runs from base 758 to 2776 and encodes 672 amino acids. The transcript has 2 exons. Lineage: Eukaryota; Fungi; Ascomycota; Schizosaccharomycetes; Schizosaccharomycetales; Schizosaccharomycetaceae.
UCUCCCCCCAUUGCCGCUUUUCGAUUUGCAUAUAUCUUCUGCUACUCCCGCCGUCAGCUUACACCUUUCUCCAGCUUACGCCAAUUCCCGACAAAGCGUUGUAUCCACAACUCCCCUCUUAAGGGACGAAUCUACUUGACGAAACCUCUCCUCGCUGAACUAGCGACAGGUCACUUGCCAAGAACUAAACACUCAAUUCCUGUGUGUUUUGUAUCUUUAACAGCGUUUAGCUAUAAAAUCUCGUUUAGGCCGUCGUCUAACUUUAAUCCCACGUUUUAAAAAAAUUGGGUCGCUAAAAAGCAGAGCUCGACUCGUGUAAUUUUAUUCGACAAGGUACUCUGUUUACUUUCUGUGUUUCUCGUGUUUCUCGUUUAAAAAAGAAUUAGAUAAUUGGUCGUGUUUCUGUUAUUUGUUUCUUGUUGCCUCCGGUAACAUUUUCUCGUUUCUUUUCUCUCUCUCUCUCUCUCUCUCUCGCUCUUUCGUCCCCUUAAAUCCAAGUUUUGAAGCUUGCGACUUUUUAAUUCGCUUCUUAUUGUUUCUCUGGCACCCUUUUUGCUGGAUAAAAGCUACAGUCGAUUUUACUCGCUGUGUUUUUGCCUCCCUAAUUAUAGAAGGCCUGGAAUACUAUAGACAUAGCAUCUUAGUUGGUGUGUCCGCCUGUCUAUGCGCGAUCGAUCUCAGCCAUCAUUGUGUUCCGUCACCUUUUCUACAAGCUAUUUCUCUGCUUUCAGUACUCUUGGAUCAAAAUACCGCACAAAUGAUGAGUGUUAAAAAACCACAGUUUUCACUUACCGUCGAUGACGACGACAGUGACCGAAAUUCUCCCGUGCCUUCUCUUAACCAGACGUUCGAGAAAAUGCACAUGUCCCAUGGCAGUCUGACAUCGGGCGCAAGCACACCAACUUCGCCGCAUGGUUCGUCAGGCGCCGAGGAUGAAGAACAGCCCACUGGUCCUUAUCCUCGGGUACAGUCGCCGAUUCGCGAGGACAAUCACAUCGAUCCUUCGCUUAUUGAACACCGCGUCCGUGCUUCUGGUGCGAAGAACUUCGAGAUGAUUUCCUUGCCGCCGUCGCGAAUUCCCUCUCACGACGACGACGAGCUGCAUCAUAUCGAAGACGUGUUUACUCCUCACAAGACAACUGGUUCACCCAAAACUCCUCGUGCUUCUGCUUCUUUUCAUAUUCAACCGCCGCACCACCUGAGCAACCUCAGUCAGUCGUCCGUCGCCUCGUCUUCUCCUGCGAGCAGCAUUGAUGGGGAAGGUGCCCAUGAGCAUACUCGGCGUCCAACAUAUUCCCGCAGUACUUCUGGUUAUCUUUCCUCCGAGUCACUGAACGGUGAUCCAGCCAAUCCCUACAGCCGUACGCGCCGUACACCACAAGCACAGAGCCUGUCAGACAUCCCAGCUCAGUUUAUUUUCAAAAAAACAAACCAUGCCCAUAAAGGUAAACAUGGUUCUUUCACUUCCCUUCGGUCAUUGUUGCCCAAGGAGCACAACAAACACGAUAAACACGACAAGCACGACAAGCAUGAGAAGCAUGAGAAGCACGAUCAUCACGGCAGCUCUCUCGACCUGAAACGUUUCUUCAAGUCUCACCAGAAGAGUGAGAAGAAGGAUUUGUCGAAGUCCAAGUCGUAUGCCAAUCUGCGUGAAGACCAACACAACACGCUGCAGCGUAAAUAUGGCAAGUUUGGCAAAAUUUUGGGCACAGGUGCAGGCGGUUCCGUACGCAUCAUGAAGCGUUCGGCCGAUGGCAAAGUUUUUGCCGUCAAGGAAUUCCGUGCACGUCGUCCAUCGGAAAGUGAGCGUGAGUAUGCCAGAAAGGUUACCGCCGAGUUCUGUAUCGGUAGUGCUCUUCACCACACGAACAUCAUUGAAACCCUCGACAUAAUUGAAGAGGGCAAAAAAUUUUACGAAGUCAUGGAAUAUGCUCCAUACGAUAUGUUCUCUAUCGUUAUGAGCGGAAAGAUGAGUUCAAUGGAAGUUUACUGCUGCUUCCGACAGCUCUUAGCGGGCGUUGCAUAUCUGCACUCUAUGGGUCUUGCUCAUCGUGAUCUCAAGCUAGACAAUCUUGUUAUGGAUGAUCACUGGUUCGUGAAAAUUAUUGACUUUGGCAGCGCUGCGGUCUUUAAAUAUCCUUUUGAGGCCGAUAUUGUUGAAGCUUCAGGCGUUGUGGGUUCUGAUCCGUACCUCGCUCCAGAGACGCUUGUGCGUAAGACAUACGAUCCCCGCGCAGUUGACAUUUGGUCUUGUGCAAUCAUCUUUUGUUGCUUUGCUCUUCGUCGUUUCCCGUGGAAGAUUCCCAAAAUGACAGAUCCAUCGUUCCGCCUCUUCUGUGCGAAGUCACCCGCUGAUGCUCAUUAUUUAGAAGACUUGGCUCAGGAGAGUAAGACGCAACAUGUCAUCGAACAUGGAUCCGCCAUUCCUUCUACUUCAAGUAGCUCGCCUGUGCGAGCACAACAGCAUCCUCAGAACUCCCCUUCCACUCCACAUGUUUCUGCAAACAGCACCGAACAUCAUGCGAAGAAAGAAGUAUUUGGACCUUGGCGCCUGCUACGCCUGUUGCCUCGUGAGUCGCGGCCUGUUGUCUCACACAUGUUGGAUCUGAAUCCCAAGUCACGUUAUGGUAUUCAUCAGACCUUGGCGGAUCCCUUCAUCAGCCAAAUUCAAUGGUGCCAUAUGGAAAACCACAAGGUGUUGCACCCCCCGAACCAUAAGCAUACGCUAGUGGAACCGGAUUCCAUCCUCAAUACCAUUCACAAGCCUCCAAAGUAAAUGAGCGUAUAUGCUCAUUCAAAUAAUGCUUCCUCUUCCCCACCCGUCUUCUCAUAACCUCUGCUAUCCCCUUUUUUAUAUCGUUUUUACUGCGCUUGUUCGCAGCCGGCUCGAUAACUGUCAGAACAUGUCUUGCACAAUUUGCAGUGGGCGUACUUGUUGCGCAUUCCAUCUGUUCACAAGUUUGGUGCAUGUCCAACCACGGUGUACUGCAACGACAUUUUUCCUAUAUUUAUGAAGAUGAAGCCGACUGCCUCCUGUCCACUCUCGUCCGCUCUUGCCCCCUUCUGUUUCACCAUCACUUAUACUACAGUUUCCCCCACCUCCGACUUUGACCCACCCUAUCGUCCGUUUGUGUUCCACCUUGUUAUACGAAAUAAAAGAUACUGUUGAUGUUAAUUUAGAAAUAUGUUACCGAAGGAGCGAGUAAACCCCUAAA